Guillardia theta CCMP2712 is the source of this 891-nucleotide messenger RNA. RefSeq lists its product as hypothetical. The coding region runs from base 1 to 891 and encodes 296 amino acids. The record is from RefSeq and is a predicted model, not a curated record. The transcript has a single exon. NCBI's taxonomy places the organism in Eukaryota, Cryptophyceae, Pyrenomonadales, Geminigeraceae.
AUGGUGAACAACUUCACGAUCCAUGACGAGAACGACGAAAACUUCCUGUCUCCCACCUUGAGUCGGAGAUCCUCCUCUAGAAAGGCGCUGGGACAGAUCGACGCAAAUGUUGACAAGGCCAAGGAGGGCAAGGCCAAGAAGAGAGACUCAUCCUUGGGAGGCAGUUUUGCUGCCCCAACCCCUGCCUGCACUCCUUUCGAUGCCAAGAAAGUCCAGUCGGUGAGGAUAGAGCAGGAGUCUUUCAACUCGGCUCUGUCUGAAAAGUUCGACGGGUGUGUGUUGGAAGAAGCGAGCCCCAAGCUCAGCUACAGGAGUGCUCUGCUCAUCUCCUCCCUCGUCCUCCUCCUUGGCGUGGCUACCUUGCACAUGCAGGCUCAAGGCACAGUUCCUGUUGCCUUGCAGCAUGCUUUCACGAGCGACAGCCCUCCUGCUCAGACGCCGGAGGAUGUCGUUCAGGUCCAUCCAUCCCCAGAUGAUGAAGGUCCAGUGCUUACCCCUCAAGAGCCUGCGGUGGAGGAAUCCAUUGCACAUGCUCAGGAGACGGAGCAAUCAGUUGAGGCAGAAGAGAGCGUGGAGGAGGCGAAUACCUGGGACGAGGCUAUUCUCAGCGGUCCCAUGCAGAUCUCCUCCUCCUCCUCCGAGGGCGUGGCUGCUGGGUUUGCUCGAUUGACAGUUCAAGGAGAUCUGUACGUGUUCGACCUGCCGGACUCGAGCUGGUACAGCCAGGCGUUCAAGGUGGAUGGGUGUGCGUACAAGAGAAAGAAUGCGCUCUGGGUGGACAGGUCGAACUGCAUCCCCGUCUACACCAGGGAGGAGGAGAUGAGAUCCUGUUUCCCGGAGAGAGAGGAAGCAACGGACUGGAUCAUGACUUUGUCGUCGAUUCAGUGUUGA